This is a messenger RNA of Aspergillus terreus NIH2624, 2361 nucleotides long. RefSeq lists its product as uncharacterized. The record is from RefSeq and is a predicted model, not a curated record. The transcript is spliced from 10 exons. The coding region runs from base 1 to 2361 and encodes 786 amino acids. NCBI's taxonomy places the organism in Eukaryota, Fungi, Ascomycota, Eurotiomycetes, Eurotiales, Aspergillaceae.
AUGACUUACUCUGCAGUCAGGGCGGAAACAUCUCCCGCGGAGAGCGAUCUAGAUAGAGAACAUGCGAUACCUUCAAUCGAACGCACGUUCUCGUGUACUUCCUCUUCUACAGGAAGGCUGACUCCAACAUCUUCGCACGACGAAUCUGUCAGCCCCAAUUUCGCCAUGGAGCGGUCCACUACCCCCAUGGCACGUUCACCCUCUGAGACUGUGACCCUUCAUCGUAGUCCUAGCCCUGAUGGCAGCCGCAGUCGAAUGGGCAGUUCUAAGACUAUGGAUCAGUCCAGUCUCACUCCCCAUCAUGCAACCACAACGUACCGUGAUUUGUACGACGCUACCCCGAGUCCCAGCGCACGCAAGUCCGAGUCAAAUCGAAGAGCGCCGGUCACAACUCCCUCACCUCCGUCAGCAGGAAGGAUCAUCGGAUCUUCAAUCAAAGCUCUGUCUUUGGGAGAAGAUACAAAUCGACCAGCAGAGGAGCUGCACACCGAUGGCGAUCAUGGAUCAGAAGAAGGCGAACACGAUACUCCUGAUGACAACGACGAGAACUACUCGUAUAGCAUACGCCAAGAAGAACUCCCUCCGGCCCCAAUAUACGACCGCCGGCUCCAAAAUGCGUUGAAAGAAGUUAGAACGGGGCUCACCCAGAUUGCAUCGUUGAUGCAAACAUCCGAGCUGUAUCGGGACGAUUCUUCGGCCUUCUACAAUCUAUAUCAGCAGACCCUGGAAGCAAGUCAAUUUACUUAUCCCGAAACAAGGCUGGUUGGUUUCAUCGGAGAUUCCGGGGUUGGAAAGAGCACCCUUAUAAACUCUCUCCUAGACCGGGAAGGCCUGGCCCGCUCAAGCGGAGAUGGAGCGGCCUGUACGACUGUCGUUACGGAAUUUCGACAUGUUGACGCACAGCAUCCUCGUCAGUAUACCAUUGAGGCCGAUUUCAUGGAUCUCGAUGAGAUACAAGAGCUUCUCGAAGAACUUUUGCGAAGUUUCCGGGGCUAUUAUACUCGUGAAUUUGUCGAAGUCGAGAGCGCCCAGGAACAGGAGAAAAUCAAGGCAGCUGCCAUCAGGGCGCGUGACACACUGACUUCCCUCUUUCCCAAUCAUGCUGAGGUUAACCAUGAAUAUCUCGCUGCCGAGGGGAUAGAAGCCGAACAAGCCAUUUUGCAGCACUUGAAGGAGCUGGUAAUGGGCGUGCGGGAUCAUUGGCCUGGCGGACCCGAUGCCGAGCAGUAUCGCGUUGUUGCAGAAGACGACGAUGAGUGCAAGAAUCAUCUUGACGAGCUUACUACAGAUCCUGGCUUUCGCGAUUUGAACUAUGCUCGUGUGAGAGCCACCGAGAGAUAUCUUCGUCACCACUGCGACGAGGUGUUCAUCGUCAGCACCAUUAUUCGCUGCACUACAGACCCGUCUAUCGAUGAUAUCAUCAACAGAUGUGCACAGAACCAGCCCAUUCGGAUAGUUUGUACAAGAUCAGAGGAAGUAAAUCCGAGUGAGACAGCGAGAGCAAAAGACACCCCGAGGAGAGAUUGCGAGCGAAUUCGGGACUACACAGACAGAAUCCAGGGUCUUGAAAAACUGAAACGGUUCCUGAUAUCGAGGCGAAACGAUCAAGUGACGCAGACCUUGUCGCGAAAGCGAAAUGAUAGAGCUCGAGUGUUUUGUGUCAGCAAUACGCUCUACUCAGACCACCGUGAAGACGACCGGGACCAGGCCGAUGAGUACAUCCGUCUUAGCGGAAUUCCGGAGCUUCGUCGAUACUGUCAAUCGGUUCCCGCAGAGGCUCAGCUACGUUCAACAGAGUCGUUCAUUAAGAACCAAGCACCUGCGAUCCUCGGAUCUCUGACCCAAUGGACUCUGGCUCGAACCGACUCAGUCACUGUUGAUAGGGCUGAGACCCUUCGCCAGGUUCUAUCUGAAGCAGAGAAGAUUAUCCAGACCCGACUUCACUCUCAUCAAUCGGGGAUCCUUUUGAUAGAAAAGACGAUAGAGUCUCAAUUCAAGAACCAGAUUGUGAGAGAACUUCGUGAUAUACGGAGCGAUUGGAAAGAUGGUGCAAUCGAAGCCAGCAGGCAAUGGGAGACUUGGCAUCAUGCGUCCUACGCUGCCUGGUGCCGAAAUCACGGAACACACACCACCAAAACAGUUGGCUAUAGAUGUUGGAAUGAAGAGAUCCUCCAACCAAUGUUCGAGAUAAUGGACCCAUGUUGGGAUGAGUUCAUGGAAUGGCUUGAAGAACAAGGUGAAACCCUUGAAGAACAGGUUUCUGACGUCUUCCAAACCGUCUGCGACUUAAUAUCGGCCAUAUCUCCCCGGAUGCCUUGGGGAACCUUCAAGCCAGCAUCGAGGCGCGGCAAAGAUGCAUAA